AUGUCUGGAUCAUCCAGCUGUUCUGCUCAGGCUAUAGCAGCUCGAUGGCUUGAAAGGAGUUUCGAGUUGAACAAUCUGUCUUUGACAGACUAUCAACGACGUGUUCGAGAACUCCGACGUUCAGUCCGUCAAGGUUUUGAUUCAGCAGCAACAUGUACAGACGGUAUUAUUCACGCUCUAAAGCAAUUAAUUCACAACGGUUGGAUUAACAGUCGGUGGAAUUUGAUCAGUGUUGAUUGUGAUCACUUCGCUUCAGAACCAUGGGAGAAAAAUUUCGCUUGUUGUUAUCGUAAUGCACAAUGCAUACUUUCUGCGUUAUUUCGAAUUCCUGAAUUUAGGAAACGUCUUUUUGGAUCCCUUUCAGCUAUGCCAUCCGUAUGGAAAUUACAGGCACUUUUAGAAUCUGCUUGGUCUCUUGGCUUCGAUCCACUUGGCGCGUCUCAGAUAUCUUCAACACUAAAUUUGAAUAGAAUUACAUCUGGUUGUCGUCUUUUAGAUUCUACUGUUGGCAGCAUUUCUACAGAUGAUCGUAAUCUUGUUGGAUUGGUGGAUAGUACUGCAUGCUUAGGUGCUACCGAUAUGGUUUCUCUCUUUGGAUCAAUAGGUGUACGUUCAUCAAUUAUAGAAUGUCGUUCUCCUUCAGGACCUGGUGGAACUCAUCCAUACCUAUUAACGCAUAUCUACUCCUAUGUAACCUCAGGUAACAGUAGAGCAAUGUCAAAUGAGCCUGCAACAUUACCAAUGCUUUUACAACACGAAGGCCAUAGUCGCAUAGUAAUUGGUGUUGAAGUGGAUGACAAUGAAAAACCCUUAGCUCUCAUUGUUCUAGAUCCCGAUGUACCGCCUGAUGCUAUGCGUCAAAUUAUUAAAGCAGCAGAUUAUUCUGUAUCUAGUCCCAAUGCAGAUAUAUCUCGUCUCUCCUUUGGACCGUAUCAUUGGAUGGAUGUUUUAGGCAGUAUGCGUGUGGAUAUAACACAGUUAGUUCAGCCUCAAUACCAGCUGCUUCAGAUUACUGGAUUAAUAGAAACUGAAUCAGAUUUACAGAGUUCUAUGGUCCCCGAAAAUGUUACCAUUGCAAUCUCAUAA
This is a messenger RNA of Trichobilharzia szidati, 1086 nucleotides long. The record is from the annotation of a GenBank genome assembly. NCBI's taxonomy places the organism in Eukaryota, Metazoa, Platyhelminthes, Trematoda, Strigeidida, Schistosomatidae.